AUGGAGAAAAUAUUUGCUGAGCGAACUCAGCACCUGAGGAAGGGCUGUGAGAAGACUGAGGAGAGGAACAAAUACAUUAUUAAAAACAGACAAAGUCAAACAGAAUUGCUAUACUUCAAAAAAUAUCACUUUAGUAUUUGUGAAGUACCCAAAGCUGGUAGUACGCUUUGGGCUAUAUUGUUUCUAAUGCUAGAAACACCUUUAUCAGCUGAACGUAUACUUAACACGCCAAGGCAUGAAAUACAUUACAAGGUUAAAGGGGAACGUGUCCAGUCCAAUAACGAGUUAUUGAAGUCCAGCCGAAUUGUUGUUUCUCGAGAUCCGUAUGCAAGAUUAUACUCUGCUUUCGUAGACAAAAUCUUUCUACUAAGAAAUGUCGAAUAUUCUAAUAAUUUAGCGAAUUCAUUGCAAAAAGGAUUGUCAAUGACGAAAGCGGGACCGUGCGGCUUUGACAUCAGCUUUCAUGAGUUUGUGGAUAAAGAAACUAAAAAUGGAUUGCGAGGGGGACACAUAGACCGACAUUGGGGUCCUAUUUACACAAUGUGUAAAGCCUGUGAUAUAGGGUAUCAAUACAUUAUACAACAAGAAACAUUAACUCGAGACACGGAGUACAUCAUUGGAAAGUUAAAGACCACUACAGAAAUAAAAGCAACUCUGUGGAAAUUGUUUCAUGGAUCUGAUUCUAAGAAACCGAUUGAAGUAGUCUUAAAAACAAUGUGGAGUGAUUUUGAUACUCCUUUGAUGAAAAAGUCUUGUAGCAACAAACUCGCCUUUGCCAUGAACUUAUGGGACGGGUUUAAAUUACAAGGUUAUAUCAGAACGGAUGCAGAAUUUCCAUUAUCAUUUCAGGAGAGUAGCAAUGUCAACGUCGAUGGCUUCACCAAAGCUAUUUUAGACGAAAUGUAUACGAACCCUCUAUCCAGCGUGGAGAGGAAGGAUCAACGUAGACGAGCUUUAGUUAAGGCUUAUGCAGACAUGCCUAGACGAAUCAUAGCUCAGAUCCAGCAAAUGUAUAAAAUGGAUUUUGAUUUGUUUAAUUAUGAUAUUGAUCCACCUACCUAA
Molecule: messenger RNA, 1062 nt
Organism: Ylistrum balloti
Lineage: Eukaryota; Metazoa; Mollusca; Bivalvia; Pectinida; Pectinidae
Product: carbohydrate sulfotransferase 9-like
Exons: 1
Coding region: 1-1062 (353 amino acids)
Biological process (GO): carbohydrate biosynthetic process
Cellular component (GO): membrane
Molecular function (GO): sulfotransferase activity
Source: RefSeq, a predicted model, not a curated record